Messenger RNA from Drosophila eugracilis, 2757 nucleotides. RefSeq lists its product as uncharacterized. The coding region runs from base 628 to 2649 and encodes 673 amino acids. The record is from RefSeq and is a predicted model, not a curated record. The transcript has a single exon. NCBI's taxonomy places the organism in Eukaryota, Metazoa, Arthropoda, Insecta, Diptera, Drosophilidae.
GAGAAUAACCUUUUUUGUCGCAUGCUCUGCGCGGAUUUUGACUGCAUAAAAUAUGAAAUUAAAUUGCUAGCCAACAAAAUGGCGCCUGGGAAAAUGACAAAAAUAUGAGACAGAAGUGCAGGGUUUUCACGCCACUCCACCCCCCACCCCAUCCACGAAGCUCUUUUGGCACUUUGUUGCCAAUUCUCUUGGCGCUGUCGAGUUGAUGACUUGCAGCUGUCGCAUUUCUUUUCAGACUUUAGCAACUGCAGUGGAACCAAACGAAACGACUGUUGGCACCUGGUUAGCCACCACCAGGAGGAUGUGGAUGCGAGACUUGGGAUUUUAUUUGACGGAAAAUACUGCGGUACCUAAGAGGAAAGUCACCUUACAUACUCAUGGCAAGCCAAAGAAACUUAUAUGGGAAAAACAACAAGAGAUGUUUUUACAAGACUUUGGUUACAAAAUCAUACAUAAGUGUUAAGAGUUACCACGAAGUUCUCCCUUCGGAUUAUUCCAACUUUAGCACAUUAAGAUUCACACUGAUUUGGAAUCGUAGAAAACUCUGAGAUAGCAUUCUUACUAAUUUGUAUUUUCUUAAAUUAAUAAUUUUCUAACCCAUUCCGGUGAGCUAUAUCUGUUCAAAACAUGGGCGAAAAACGCUUUCGAAAAUUUUGCUUGGGCGUAAUACUGGCGGCUCUGGUCCUCUAUGCCGUUCUUUUUAUGGACACUCUGUUUUUCGAAACUGGCGGAAAAAUACAUAACGCAUUCUUUGUGAACACGGACGGUUGUCGGAUUAUAGCCAUGGAUGUGAUGAAUCCCACAAUUGCCAAAUAUACAAACUGGGAAUGGGAAGACAAGCGUUUCUAUCUCAAGUGUCCAGAUCAGACUUGGUUUAAAACAGAGGUGGCGAAUGGAGAUUGGUACCUGAAGCUGAUACGCGACAUCGAUAAGAUUCUAGAGGAGAACGAUUUAACUAAUGAUUGGCAGAUACACUGCUAUUGGUUUCGGGUGAAGAUCACAGGCCGCUGGGUUGCCAGUCUGUCUCAAAAAACCAAGUUUCCUCUAGAGUUUCCGUAUGCCGUGAAAGUUCCCAAAGGUGUGAGGGAAUUGCGUGUGAAGUGCUAUAAUAGUCUCACGAACAAAUCCUUGACUGAGGAUGCUCAUUUCUUCGUCCAACCACCACCGGAAUCGUUGCUGACGAAAGCUCCACCAACUUUAAAAUACUGGGAUGAGGAACUCAACUCAAAUAUUGAAACCCCACCGAUUUCCGUGAUGAUCGUGGGCCUAGAUUCCCUUUCUCAUCUCAAUUUUCUUCGUCAAAUGCCAAAGACAGCAGAGUAUAUGCAUCAGAAUAUGUCCCAUGUGGAGUUUUGGGGUUUCAACAAGAUCGGUUCGAAUACCUAUCCAAAUCUGAUUCCUAUGCUGACGGGUCUGAAUGAGACAGAGUCCGAUAAGUAUUGGCAAAAAGAUAAAUGCAUGGAUAAUUUACCACUAAUUUGGAAGGAUUACAAGGAGGCUGGCUACAACACUAGUUUUGCCGAGGACAUGGCCAUAUAUUCAAUGUUUUACUAUGGAAAGCCAGGCUUCAAGCGGCCAACGGCAGAUCAUAAUUUGCAUGAUUUGAUGGUAGAGCUUUAUAUCAUUAAACAGGAGAGUUCCAUGGCGUUUACUAACUGCGUGGGUGGAAGGACCUUCAUGGAUGUCCUUCUCGAAAUGAAUGAUAGACUGCUGCCGCACAAGCAACGAUAUCCAUUCUUCUCAUUUUACUGGUGGGCCAAUGGCUUUCAUGAGUUCCUCAAUUCCCCACGACUUGCUGAUGAAAGAUUUGAGCGAUUCCUGAAGAGCCUUAACAACGCCGGUAUUACCAAUAACACUAUUAUAUUCUUCAUGUCCGAUCAUGGUCUGAGAUGGGGACGCUUUCGCAGAAGCUAUCAGGGCAUGAUAGAGGAUAGCCAGCCCUUUUUGUCCAUCUUAUAUCCCGACUGGAUGAGGGUUAAGUACCCUUUGGCUAUUAAGAAUUUAGCUGGCAAUGCCCACAGCCUGAUAACCACCUAUGAUCUUCACGAGACUCUAAAACAUAUCCUGAAUCUGGAUUCUUUAAAAGAUAAUCCCAUUACCCAGAAGUCUGAAGAAUUGUGGAAGCUCAAGGGUUCGAAAACCCCAAAGGCAGUUAGCCUUUUCUUACCCAUUCCGACGUGGAGGACCUGCAGCACUUCCCAAAUACCCAGUAAAUUCUGUUUGUGCCACAAGCAAGUUUCCCUUCCUGAAAACAACCGAAUGGUCACCAAAUCGGCCAGCAUUAUUAUAGAUUAUGUUAAUCAGCUAAUGGCGGAAUAUCCUGUUUGCAUUCCCCUGCAAUUGGACUCGAUAGUUUCUGCCUAUUUUGCUGCCCCCGAAAGGGAUAAUGAGUACAGCAUCGAGAAGGGACACAAUCACCCGUAUUCCGAACAAGGACCUUUUUGGAACCGCAAAAAAUGUGACGCCAAGGACAUUAUAGUGCGUUUGAAGACCAAGCCGGGAAAUGCCUAUUUCGAGGGCAUGACCCGUAGGAGGGGCAGUACACUAUCUCUAGUCGGAGAGGUGGUUCGAGUUGGAAACGAUGGCAACAAAAACAACGACUGCAUCCAGAAUCCAUUGCUGGAACCAUUUUGUCAGUGCGCCGUCUAGGAUUUUCAUUGAAUUUAAUACAAAAAUAAAUACUAUAUAUACAUAUGUAUAUAAAUGAUAUCUUAGAAGACCUUUACAAGCCGUGAGGUUGAAUCCAGGAUUUUUAUU